GCGGGCUAUUCUUGACGCCUUCACCCCAUUUCAGGGUCAAGAUCUUUCGCCGGCUCACUGCCGGAUUUCCCCUGCUAAGAGCCUAAGAAUCGACCACCGAUCACGACCGUGUUGUUACGAUGGAGAAGGCUUCUGGCCCUCCGUCAUCCCCAGCUUCUCUAAGGUGGGAGAUCCUUCGCCGUUCGUUCCUCUCUCGCUCUUCUCCCGAACCCGAUCAUGCAUCUCAAAAGAGCACCAAAAUCGUAUCCAGAAAGGCAGCUGGUGGCUUUAAAUUGAUCUCGUGUCACCCACUAAGUGGCCAUUUAGCAGAAGGCUUGAGCACUUCACCCGGCACAAAAGAUCUAGCUGGGCCCAGAGAUGUUUACAUUUGUUACGAGUUGCCAGUGGCAAGUGUUCCAAAUCUUACGUUAGUCCAAAGAAUGGAAGAAUGCAUCGACCUAAAUGAUUUUCAGAUCUCUACCACAUAUAACAUUGACACGACGGGGCUAGUAUGUUGUUGGCCAUCAGAAGAUGUCCUUGCUUAUUUCUGUAUAAUCCACCAAGACAUGUUCAGGUCCAAAAGAGUACUUGAACUUGGAUCAGGCUAUGGAUUAGCUGGAUUGGCUAUUGCAGCAAGCUCAGAUGCUUGUGAGGUAGUAAUUUCUGAUGGAAAUCCACAGGUUGUUGAUUAUAUUCAGCGUAACAUAAGUGCCAAUGCUGGAGGUUUUGGGAAUACAAAAGUGAAAUCAAUGACAUUGCACUGGAAUGAAGAGCCAGCUGCAGAUAUAUUGAAUUCAUUUGAUAUUAUUGUUGCAAGUGACUGUACUUUCUUUAAGGAAUUCCAUGAAAGCCUUGCUCGUAUGGUCAAAUCCUUGUUGAAAUAUUCAGAGGGCUCUGAAGCCAUUUUUCUCAGCCCUAAGAGAGGUGAUUCACUGGACAAGUUUCUAGAAAAGAUCAUGGAGGCUAGCUUGCAAUAUGAAUUAGUUAAGAAGUACGACAGCCAAGUGUGGAAUCUUCAUCAGAAUUUCCUAAGAGGUAAUGACACCUCGUGGCCCAACUAUCUUGAAGAUCACUGCUACCCUUUGUUGAUAAAGAUCACUCAUCAUGAACCUGAACAACCCUGUCAUCGCUCGUUGUAAUGUCAUUUCAAACGUCAAUGCAAGGUCUGCAAUGGAAGUUGUGUACAUGAUUUUGGCUUUUAUUCAUCAAAACAAGUAUAUAGAAAUUACGUUUUUUUUUCCUUUUUGGGUGCAAUUAUUGGGUUCCUUAUUGUCA
Molecule: messenger RNA, 1254 nt
Organism: Elaeis guineensis (African oil palm)
Lineage: Eukaryota; Viridiplantae; Streptophyta; Magnoliopsida; Arecales; Arecaceae
Product: calmodulin-lysine N-methyltransferase
Cellular component (GO): cytoplasm
Molecular function (GO): calmodulin-lysine N-methyltransferase activity
Source: RefSeq, a predicted model, not a curated record